AUGGUCAAAGUAACUUACAGUGACGAAACACUUGCUGAGGACUCUAGCCCGGUUGUGGUGGAAGGCAACUAUUACUUCCCCCCCGAGUCCGUCGAUAGGUCAUUCUUCGUUCCCUCAGACACAACCACUGAGUGUCCUUGGAAAGGGACAGCGUCGUACUAUUCUGCACAGAUUCAUGGUGAGACUGUAAAAGAUAUCGCAUGGUACUAUGCGAAUCCAAAACCCAAAGCAUUACAUAUCAAAGAUCAUGUCGCGUUCUACAAGGCAAGGUUAUCUUCGUGGAGUUCUUCCGCUCUAACAUUGUGA
This is a messenger RNA of Suillus subaureus, 306 nucleotides long. RefSeq names its product DUF427-domain-containing protein. The record is from RefSeq and is a predicted model, not a curated record. Bases 1 to 306 code for a protein of 101 amino acids. The transcript has 4 exons. NCBI's taxonomy places the organism in Eukaryota, Fungi, Basidiomycota, Agaricomycetes, Boletales, Suillaceae.